AUGAAGACAGCCAGUAAAGCACCAGAGACAAACUAUACUGGCCUAAACCAAAGCGCAUGCGGGGCUGAAACACAUUUGCGCGCGUUUUGCGGUGUAGGAGCUCUUGAGCCGAAAUGGUUCUCAUUGGGUCAACCAAAAGAUGCGUGCGAGCAUCUCAGCCACAUGCAAGGGCACACCCGUAACAUGGGUACCUAUAUGAAGGUUACCUUUCAGCACAUGGUAUUGAAAUAUGACAAGUAA
Botrytis byssoidea is the source of this 240-nucleotide messenger RNA. RefSeq lists its product as uncharacterized. The transcript is spliced from 2 exons. The coding region runs from base 1 to 240 and encodes 79 amino acids. The record is from RefSeq and is a predicted model, not a curated record. NCBI's taxonomy places the organism in Eukaryota, Fungi, Ascomycota, Leotiomycetes, Helotiales, Sclerotiniaceae.